This is a messenger RNA of Drosophila nasuta, 3867 nucleotides long. It is a transcript of the gene gem, whose product is annotated as transcription factor CP2 like gemini. Gene Ontology annotation, biological process: regulation of transcription by RNA polymerase II. The record is from RefSeq and is a predicted model, not a curated record. Gene Ontology annotation, molecular function: RNA polymerase II cis-regulatory region sequence-specific DNA binding; DNA-binding transcription activator activity, RNA polymerase II-specific. Lineage: Eukaryota; Metazoa; Arthropoda; Insecta; Diptera; Drosophilidae. Gene Ontology annotation, cellular component: nucleus. The coding region runs from base 14 to 2953 and encodes 979 amino acids. The transcript is spliced from 13 exons.
GUUUUCGUACCGAAUGGCGCUUUCGUUUCUUUCGCAAAAUUCCGGCCUCUUGGAUUUACAAAGCAUAUUUGAUCCACAAUAUUCAUUGCAACAACAUCAACAACAACAACAGCAGCUACAUUUAACAUCACAACAACAACAACAAUCAUCACAACAACGCACUUCAACAAAAUUCGAUUUAAGCAUCUUUAACGACUUUGACCAAAUGGAAUUCAAUAACAAUUUGAGUCGAAACCAUAAUCAAUUUCAAAAUAAUAAUAAUAGUAUAAAUAAUAAUAACAGUAACCACAAUUCAACUACCACCAACAACAAUAACAACACCAUACAUACGCACCAGACCAACGGUGAAAAUCUGAAUCAGGUCCAAAAUCGUCAUUUUAUCAGCGGCUAUCAUCAUCAGCAUAUUGGAUCGGAUUAUGAGCAAGUGAUUAACUUUGUUGACUCACCACCGAAUUCUGAGGAAUCUUGGACAGACGCACAGUCCAAGGAAUCGCCAGGACCCCAAAUAAUCGACGUUAGAACAAUUUACUCCAACAGUGGUUCACGCAAAAGACGAAUGGAUUGGGACUCAUUAGAUAUCGGUCAAAGUGAAAAUUCGCCGACAACACAAUCUGGCGACUUACCCAAUAAAGUGCAACAGCACGAGAAGGAUAAACACAAGAGAGAGAAGCAUUCAGGUCGCAGCAGCUGGAGCGACGACAUAGGCUUCGAUUUGAACGCAGAGUUUAAUAGCAACUCAUAUUUGAACAAUGAGAACUUUUUAUCGUUCUCCCCGAGCCUGACGGCUCUCAAACAGGAGCCGCAAACGGAGCAGCUCAAGCCAAGUCCCAAGGAUCAAAGCACUGGCAAUUCCGCUGCUGCUGCUGCUGCUGUGGUAAACAUUGGCAAGAUCGACAAAUCGCCAUUGGGCGAUGCCAAUCAUUCGCCACAGCGUGCUCAGGACACAGCAACGGGGGCAACGGGCAAACAUGAGUUGAACUCGGUCAAUAUUUGUGGCUGUGGCUCGCCGCAGGGUUCGCCAGCCGCAACGGACUUUGAACUGAAUUGCAAUGCCAAUGGAAAUGGAAAUGGCGCCGAGAAAGGCAAAUCGGCAGCUGGCAUUGAGGCCUAUGCACAGGCGUCACGCUCGGGAUUGCAGCAGCAGCUGAGCGUUGUCGAGGAGGCCAAGAUAGAGCCAUCCUCAUCGGGCGGUGCCGCACGUGCAGAGGAUAACAAAUUCCAGUACAUUUUGGCAGCGGCCACCUCGAUUGCAACAAAGAACAAUGAGGAGACUUUGACCUAUCUGAAUCAGGGUCAAAGCUAUGAGAUCAAAUUGAAGAAAAUUGGAGAUUUAUCGUUCUAUCGUGAUAAGAUUUUGAAGAGCGUUAUCAAAAUCUGUUUCCAUGAGCGUCGAUUGCAGUUCAUGGAACGUGAGCAGAUGCAACAAUGGCAACAAUCACGUCCUGGCGAUCGCAUCAUUGAAGUGGAUGUUCCGCUCUCAUACGGCUUGUGUCAUGUGUCUCAGCCAUUGAGCUCGAAUUCAUUGAAUACGGUGGAGAUCUUCUGGGAUCCAUUGAAGGAGGUCGGUGUUUACAUCAAGGUCAAUUGCAUAUCAACUGAAUUUACACCAAAGAAGCACGGUGGCGAAAAGGGUGUUCCAUUUCGACUACAGAUUGAAACUUAUAUAGAAAAUUCGACGGCAAGCAGUGGUGGCAACAACAACAACAACAGCAGCAGCAGCUCGAGCAGCAGCAGCAGCACCAGCAGCAAUAGCAACAGCAGCAGCAACAACAACAAUGGCAGUACAACAACUAGCAACAACAACAACAACAACACUAACAACUUAACAAUCACUUCACCCGGCACACCCGACAAUCGUGCGGCGGGAAUUGGUGGCAAUGGCGGCGGUGGCAGCAGCGGCAACAUUGCCGCACUUGCCGCACUCAACGGCAAACAGGCGGUGCAUGCAGCUGCCUGUCAGAUUAAGGUAUUCAAGCUGAAGGGCGCCGAUCGCAAGCAUAAGCAAGAUCGCGAAAAGAUCCAAAAGCGUCCACAGGCCGAGCAGGAGAAAUUCCAGCCCAGCUACGAGUGCACCAUCAUGAAUGAUAUAUCAUUGGAUCUGGUAACGCCAGCGACCACAACAACCGGCUGCUACAGUCCCGAAUAUAUGAAAUUGUGGCCAAAUUCGCCGGUUCAUAUACCAAAAUACGAUGGAAUGCUGCCAUUUGCGAGCAGCGCAUCACCGGCGACCAGCAGCAGUCCAAUUGCAAUCAAUUCAGUGACAUCAACAAAUUCGCCAACAUUGAAACUAAUGGAUGCCACAAACAUGGUAUCGCCGCAGCAUAUGCCAGCGGAUAUGGAUGAUUACAAUCAGAACAUAAUGCCGGAAUCGAUGCCAGCACAAGUGACACAAUGGCUGACCCAACAUCGUCUGACGGCCUAUCUCACCACUUUUGCCCACUUCUCGGGCGCCGAUAUUUUGCGCAUGUCCAAGGAGGAUCUGAUACAAAUAUGUGGACUAGCCGAUGGCAUACGCAUGUAUAAUAUUCUGCGCGCUAAAACAAUUGCACCACGUCUGACUCUCUAUGCCAGCAUGGAUGGCUGCAGCUUCAAUGCCAUCUAUUUGCUCUCCAACACGGCCAAGGAGCUGCAGCAGAAGCUUUACAAGUUACCUGGUUUCUACGAGUUCAUGGCCAAGGGCGGCUCCGCUGGAGGUAUGGAGAAUGGAGGCGUGGCAGCUGCCGCUGCGCUCUACAACAAUUGGGGCAUGCAUUCAAAGUUCUCCGGCAGCGGGUCGAACAUCUUCAAUGAGGUGAACAAGAGUUGUGUGUACAUUUCGGGACCGUCUGGCGUUCAUGUUAGUGUCACCGAUGAGGUGCUUAACAAUGAGAUCAAGGAUGGCAGCCUCUAUGCAUUGGAUGUGCAGGCGGGCAAAGUUGUAUUGAAAUUGAUCAAUAAGCAGGAUAAUAAUUGAACAAACAACAAAUAUGCUUAGUUGUAGAAUUGCCUUUGUUAAAGUUUGUCUAGAGAAUGUGAAUGAAUGAAAACAGAAUUCAAAUGAAAAGUAUAGUUUUUAGCAUUUAAUCACUAAACUAACUAUUCAAUAUUUUACGAAUAACACACACGUAUUACAAUUACACAUCAGAUAUAUACAUAUAGAUCAUAUAUGAUAUCAUUUUCUAUGUAAGUUUCAAUUUGUAGGAGAUUUCGCGCAGCAAUUUUGAGCAAGUUAUAACAGAAAAAAGAUCACCUUCUCUCCCCUUAAAUAAUAUGAUUUCGAUAUUGGAAAUGCUUUUAUUUUCUUUUAUCAGUUUCUCCCCGUUUGUUUAUUUGCUAUUUUCAUCCAUUAUCUCCCAUUUCCAUUCCAUUUUUUUUUGCAUAGCAUUCUGUUCUUAAUUUUAUUUUUUUCGUAUCUAAUGCUGUAUGUUUUAUGUAUUUAAGUUCUUAUUAUUUUAUUUUCUAACAUCAUGCACCUACGUAAAUAACGUUUAUAUAUUUGUUUCAAUAUAUAUAUUAUCACAUAAACACCGCAACACGAUAUCCGUAUGAAACAGUUGCAAAACAUUUGAAGUAGAAAAAAUUAAAGAAAAUACCACAAAAAAAAACAAAAAAAAAUAUUAAAAACCUAAAAAAAAAUAUAUAUAAAUUUAGAAUAUGUUUAUAAUAUAAACCACACAACAAAAGAAAAUACAAACCAACAAAAAGAAAUUAUGAUUACCACAUUCAAAGUACAGUACCACGAUAAAUCGAACAACAACAACGAAUGUCGGAUGAGAGUUCAGCUAACAACCAAACAACAUCUAUUGUUUUUACUUAUCCAGCUUGUCUAUUGUAUGUGAUAGAAGCAAUAAAGUGUUAUCCAAGAGUGGACUGUCAAAAAAAGAAAAA